UCCUUCCUUCCAUCCCUCCGUCCGUCCCUGCCUCUGCCCGCUGCCUCCUGCCCGCCCGCCAGGCGUGGGAACUCCAUGGGAGAGACGGGCGCCGGGCGAGGCGCGGGACGCGCUCUGGGCGCGCUCCUCCCGCGCCCCGCCGCCCGCCGCCUCCCCGACGGCCGCCCGCGCCCCGCCGCCCCCCUCCCCGCCGUCGGUGCCAUGAAGCGGGCGCACCCCGAGUACAGCUCGUCGGACAGCGAGGAGCUGGAUGAGGCCGUCGAGGUGGAGAAGGAGAGCGCAGACGAGAAUGGGAACCUGAGCUCGGCCGCGGGCUCCAUGUCUCCCUCCACCACCUCGCAGAUCUUGGCCAGGAAGAGGCGCCGAGGGAUCAUCGAGAAGCGCCGCCGCGACCGCAUCAACAACAGCCUGUCCGAGCUGAGGAGGCUGGUGCCCAGCGCCUUUGAGAAGCAGGGAUCAGCCAAGCUGGAAAAAGCAGAGAUUCUGCAGAUGACUGUCGAUCACCUGAAAAUGCUGCAUACAGCAGGAGGGAAAGGUUAUUUUGAUGCUCAUGCUUUGGCUAUGGACUAUCGGAGUCUAGGAUUUCGAGAGUGCCUGGCUGAAGUUGCUCGAUACCUGAGUAUCAUAGAGGGUCUGGAUGCCUCUGAUCCUCUGCGAGUUCGACUCGUGUCUCAUCUCAACAACUACGCCUCUCAACGGGAAGCAGCGAGUAGUGCACACACUGGCAUUGGACACAUUCCUUGGGGCAGUGCCUUUGGACAUCACCCUCACAUACCUCACCCGUUGCUGCUGGCUCAAAAUGGGCAUGGUAAUACCAGUACUACAGCAUCUCCCACAGAACCACAUCACCAGACCAGAAUUGCUGCCCCACAUGCUGAAACUUCCUCACUCAGAGUGCCCCCAAAUGGCAACGUCGGACCAGUGCUCCCUGUGGUCACAUCUACUACCAAACUGUCUCCUCCUCUUCUCUCCUCCAUGGCAUCUUUGUCUGCGUUCCCCUUCUCGUUUGGCUCCUUUCAUCUGCUGUCCCCCAACGUGCUGAGCCCAUCCACACCAACGCAGUCAGCAGCGCUCAGCAAACCGUACAGACCCUGGGGGACUGAGAUUGGCGCCUUCUAAGAACUGACUCUUUAGCAAGGGUGGGAAAGCCUAUAAACCUAGCUGAGCUGGGUUAUGCCACCCUUGAAGUUCUUAGUAACUGGGACAAAGGUACAGCUUCACCUUAACUGAGUUUGUCUAAAAACUGUCUCAUUGGAUUUUUCUUUUUUGUUUUCUACAUUUUUGUAUUAACAGGUUUUUGUGUUUUUUUUUUUUUUUUAAUAGUUGCUGAAGUUGUCCAAAAAUAAAAUUACGAUAGUGGUUUGUUAACACUUGUGUUAGAUGUCUGCUGAGCAUUUAAGUCACUUUUGUAAACAGUUUGUUUCAAAUGUUUCAUUUUUCCUGAGUACAUCAGACUGGCUUUUUAUGAAGAGAUACCACCUGUUAUUGUUAGCCAUGGCCUAGAUUUGUUAUUAAUUUUUUCCAAGACCAUUCUUCUCAGCAUUUACAAGUUGUGUUUUUGUUAGUAUUUUGACACUGAGAUGUUCUAUAAAGAAUUACUCUUUUUGUAAACUAUAUUUGAGUCUUAUAUUUCUGAGCAAAGCGUUGACAAAUCAGAUGGACCUGCUUGACCAGAUUAAUCUAAGAGCCCAAAUCCUCUUUCUUCUGAAGCUGUUUGGUAUAUUUGGCAAUCUUAUUCUAGUCCCUAGUAGAUUUUUACUCACUUCUUAGAACCACUACACUAUUUCUUCCACUAAAAGGAGCAGUAUGAGUGGGGAGGGUGCACAUUGCACACUGUGUUGUUGGUGGAUUUAGUUGCUGGGGAAUUUAUGGGAAUUCAAGUUGUCACCUGCCGUAAUCUCCCAGCUGGAGCAUUCAUCUUCAUUUCAUAGGGCCAGAUCCUGCUUUGAGUUACAGUGGAGUAAUAGUUCUACUAGCCUGAAUUCUUGGGUAUCCGAAGUCAGACUCUUUGGCACCUUCAAAUUUUCAGCUGAAACGGUUGAUGUUGGUAUUUAAAUAGCCAAUGAAAUGGUACAGUGGGAACCUGUUCAGUGCACAGCCUCAUUGCUUAACAGAUGCAUCCUAACCAGGUGAUGUUUCUAUUGCAUUUUAGGUGCAGUUCAGUGUCACUCCUCAUUUUGUAAGGGUUCUGCUGUGUUCUUGUGUGCCUGAGAGUGUGUGCAUGUACCUAUAUUUUGCUUGGUUUCAUGAGAAUCUUAAUCUGAACAGGUUUAUCGAAUCAGUUCCACUGGAGGGGGUUUGCUUGCUCUUGUAUCUGUGUUGUGGCUUAAUAAAGAAGAAAGAACAAAGUAUUUUAAAUGGCAUGCUUGUCUGAUAUAUAUCAGUGGAGAAUUCUAUGCCUGUGGGUGUCACAGGAGAUGUUGAACAAUUGCUACUUAGUCCUGCUGUGGGCAUUUGUAUUUACUCUCUUCUCAGAUAUUAAUGCAUGUGUAGCUAUGCUGGCUGAGCACAUGAAGAACCACAGUGCCUUGGAGUCACAGUCAAGGGAUGGAAAAUGUAGGAUUUCUUUUGCACAUCACUUUUGUGUGCCUGGCAGUGUGUGGGCAGGUAGUGAAGAUACCAGGGUUUCUGCUACAGAAGAGGUUAAAGCUGCACUGCGCUUGAAUAUUCUUAGUGACUUGUAUUAGCAUUAAAAAGUGAUCAUCUUUACAAA
Parus major (Great Tit) is the source of this 2713-nucleotide messenger RNA. It is a transcript of the gene HEY1, whose product is annotated as hes related family bHLH transcription factor with YRPW motif 1. Gene Ontology annotation, molecular function: protein dimerization activity; DNA-binding transcription factor activity, RNA polymerase II-specific; RNA polymerase II cis-regulatory region sequence-specific DNA binding. The transcript is spliced from 5 exons. Gene Ontology annotation, cellular component: nucleus. Gene Ontology annotation, biological process: regulation of neurogenesis; Notch signaling pathway; negative regulation of neuron differentiation. The record is from RefSeq and is a predicted model, not a curated record. Lineage: Eukaryota; Metazoa; Chordata; Aves; Passeriformes; Paridae. The coding region runs from base 76 to 1119 and encodes 347 amino acids.